AAACGCCUCGAUCUCAUUUCAACCGCCCGAUCUAACUACAGUCGGAAAGGCCAUUCCUUUCGCCAUUACUAUAAAUAACACUCCACCACAGCCCUUGCCCGUUUGUCAGUUACGACUCACUAGAAUCAUCUGUGAGCAAACGCAAAGGAAAUCUCCCUGGAUUCCCAAACAAUGGCCUCUGAAAUGGAGACCGACAGAGAAAAUCAGCACCUGAAGCACCUAGGGUUCGUGAGGAUGGCGGCGAUUCACACGUUGAUGUGUGCGUCGAACCUGUACGACUACGCGAAGGAGAACUCGGGGACUUUACGAUCCACCGUCGGGAGCGUAGAGGGUGCCGUGACCACCGUUGUCGGCCCGGUGUACGAAAAGCUCAAGGGCGUGCCUGAUGAUCUCCUUGUUUUCCUCGAUAAGAAGGUAGAUGAAGCUUCGCACAAGUUUGAUGAGCAUGCACCACCAUUUGCGAAGCAGGUUGUGAGCAAAGCUCACAGUUUGAUUCAGAAGGCAUCCCAAAAGGCUCAGAAGCUGGUAAAUGUGGUUCAACAUGGGGGUCCUCGUGCUGCUGUGCAUUAUGUUGCUACAGAGUAUAAGCAGUUCAUUCUGUCCCAAAGUGUAAAGAUGUGGGUUGCACUGAACCGGUGUCCACCUUUCCAUACGGUGGCAGAUAAAGCUGUGCCUGCAGCUGGUCAAUUGACGGAUAAGUACAAUAACGUGGUGAAGGACAUGACCCAGAAAGGUUAUCCGCUCUUCGGCUAUUUGCCUUUAGUUCCUGUUGAGGACAUAUCCAAGGCAUUUGAGCAGGGUGAUGCUGAUAAAGGAGAUGCAACAGUACCUUCUGAGCAUAAAUCUGAUUCUUCUGAUUCAGAUUAGAAUGGUUUCGGUUUGGUUUAAAUCUGCUCGCAUAUCUAAGUAGCCUGUUCUGUGUGAAAAUGGGGAAUGGGUGUGGGAAAUGUAGCUAGGCUUUGACUGUGAAUAACUUAGAUAUCUAAACUCUUUUCCAAGUAUGAAUAAACGUGAAUGGUUUUGGGUGUA
Molecule: messenger RNA, 1029 nt
Organism: Juglans microcarpa x Juglans regia
Lineage: Eukaryota; Viridiplantae; Streptophyta; Magnoliopsida; Fagales; Juglandaceae
Product: REF/SRPP-like protein At1g67360
Exons: 3
Coding region: 172-867 (231 amino acids)
Source: RefSeq, a predicted model, not a curated record